Seriola dumerili (greater amberjack) is the source of this 781-nucleotide messenger RNA. RefSeq names its product histone H2A-like. The coding region runs from base 72 to 455 and encodes 127 amino acids. NCBI's taxonomy places the organism in Eukaryota, Metazoa, Chordata, Actinopteri, Carangiformes, Carangidae. The record is from RefSeq and is a predicted model, not a curated record. Gene Ontology annotation, cellular component: nucleosome. The transcript has a single exon. Gene Ontology annotation, molecular function: protein heterodimerization activity; DNA binding; structural constituent of chromatin.
AUAUAUAUCAGGUUGUCGGCUUGAGUUUGAUACUUCUCUUUCUCUGUACUUAAAGAAACGAAAUUUACAACAUGUCUGGACGUGGUAAGACCGGAGGAAAGGCCAGAGCAAAGGCCAAGACCCGCUCCUCUCGUGCUGGACUCCAGUUCCCCGUCGGCCGUGUCCACAGGCUGCUGAGGAAGGGCAACUACGCCGAGCGUGUCGGUGCCGGAGCUCCCGUCUACCUGGCGGCGGUGCUCGAGUACCUGACCGCUGAGAUCCUGGAGCUGGCCGGAAACGCCGCCCGCGACAACAAGAAGACCAGGAUCAUCCCCCGCCACCUGCAGCUGGCUGUCCGCAACGACGAGGAGCUCAACAAGCUGCUCGGCGGAGUCACCAUCGCUCAGGGCGGCGUGCUGCCCAACAUCCAGGCGGUGCUGCUGCCCAAGAAGACCGAGAAGCCCGCCAAGAAGUAAACGGGAACUCUCUUCUCUAAACACAACGGCUCUUUUAAGAGCCACACACUCUUUCUGAAAGAUCAAACAUCAUCCUGUUCUAAACCACAUCACACCAUUUACCAUUGCUAUUUAUUACAACACUUCAUGAGGUCAGGUUACAAACCAGGUCUGAUUGAGUAUAUCUGAGUGGAUGUAUGUUACAGGAGAUAAAACUAGAAUAGAUAUUGGAGAAAUACAUUAUGUAUUGUAGGCUGUAAAUGUUCAAUGCCAAAACAGUUCAGUACCGGUCCUUUACAAGCAACUUGUCUUAAGCUGCUAAUCAUGUAAGGUAUAGGUUUGUUUAC